AAUCACCAAAAACUAUUUUAAGUCCCUCUUAGAUCCAUAUUUGGUAACGGAUACUUGCUUUAAUGAGAUAAUCCAACAAUAUCCAUGUUAUUAGUUUUGAUGUGCACAUGUAAACAUGUCUUAUUCGGUGGUGAAUUGAUAGCAAAACGUUUUAAUGAUGAAGGGAAACAUGGUUUCGUUUCUGGUCUUAGUGGCUCUCUCGAUGCUGUUUAUAGAUCAUUAUGCACUGGGAUUCGAUGAGGAUGACGACGAGGACGACGAGGAGGACGAUGAAGGAUUCGCUAUGCUCUAUUUACAAAACUACCACUACCUUUCACCUGACGAAGACCUUGCCAAUCAAAACACCACAAAAGCAAUCGAGAACUUUCAGAAGUUCUUCGGACUUCAAGUCACCGGUCAUCUGGACGAAGAUACUUUGUACAUGAUGAAGAAACCGCGCUGUGGUGAUCCGGAUGUUAACAUCCAGGGCUUUCGUAUAAAGCGUUACGUAACUAGGGGCAAAUGGAGAAAAAGAAACUUAACUUAUUACUUAUCUUUCGGAGAUGACAUGAGUCGGGCCGAUCAGUCAAGAAUUUUCGCUGAAGCUUUCAAAUAUUGGAGCGACGCUGCACAAAACCUUACAUUCAACAGAACUCACGAUUACAACAACACUGACUUAAGAAUCAGUUUUGGGAAACGGUUGCAUGGUGGUGUCCCGCGUGAAAAGCCAUGCGCUUAUCCAUUCGAUGGAACAGGAGGAAUUAUAGCGCAUGCGUAUUACCCAUCUAGAGGAUUUAUCCAUUUUGACGAUGACGAACAUUUUACCGAGCUUGGUGGAGUUCAAGGCUGGUGGUGGAAUUCAAGGCAAUCCCGCUCUCUGCUUUACACAGCCGUUCAUGAAAUUGGUCAUGCUUUAGGUCUGGCGCACUCUAAUGUUCAAGGUGCCGUAAUGUGGCCGCUUGCACGCAAUGGGAGACCUGUUUUGCACCAAGAUGAUAUUGAUGGGAUCAAUUCAUUGUAUGGAAACCCCAAGAGAACGCAGACAGAUAAGGAAGAAGUAGAAACUUGAAGUAAAGGAAAAACAAGAAAAUAUUCCAAAUGUCCUUUCAACAUGGUAUCAAGAUGGCAUUAUUAUUGAAACAGUCCCAAUCUUAUACAGAUCUAUACAAUAUAUUUCUGUUUUCAAAAGCAAGGGUUUUAAGUCCUAUUUGAAUAUUUAUUGAGCGAACACAAGACAGAAGUAUUCAAUGUGAUCAAAAGGAAUCUUUAUGAACCAGCUGUAAUUUUGCAUGAGCGGGUUCAAAAUAUUAUUCUGUACACUAUUUGUUUUGGAUAACCUGUCAAAGUCUAGUACUUGCCUACUCUCUCAGGCUUUCAAAAUGGUCUUCUUUUUCAAAAUGAACGACCAAGAAAUAUUCAAAUAUCAACUGAAAAUAAGAUAAAUUAAGAGAAAUACAGCUCGCUUUGGGAAGAAUUUUAGUUUGGAUGUAUAUUAACGAUUGUUAAACCACUUUCUGUUUAAAGACGUGCUCUUUACCAAACAGCCCCUGCGUAGAUAAUGUACUGUUAAAAUGUCCGCAACAGAGUCCCAAGAUCUAAUAUACAAAGAAAAUAUUAAAAGACGUUACUAUAUUUCUCUAUAAGAUGUAUCCUUACUGGUAUGGUAGGAGUUUGCAAUAAACUAUAAACCAAAGUUGAACUUUAAAAUAAAUCUCAAUUUCAUGACUACGAGAUCUUUCGAUCACCGAUGAUUGAUUAGUGAUCGUAUGGUCUUGCACAAAUUGGAAAUGUACAGAAAAGAUCUUGACAAAAGCGUGACUAAAUCUGUACAUUCAUUUUCCUCUCUUUUCAAAGGGCAGCUACUGUACCUCUAGGUCAAAUGAAAAUGUCUAAAAGGUUAGGAAGUGGGUAAUAAGAAAUUUCUUUAGCUGGGGUGCUUCAUGUUUAAUUUUGUUUAUCUACAUAACUAAAAUGGUCCAAAUAUUGUGGUUUCCUAA
Molecule: messenger RNA, 1976 nt
Organism: Pocillopora verrucosa
Lineage: Eukaryota; Metazoa; Cnidaria; Anthozoa; Scleractinia; Pocilloporidae
Product: collagenase 3-like
Biological process (GO): proteolysis; extracellular matrix organization; collagen catabolic process
Cellular component (GO): extracellular matrix
Molecular function (GO): zinc ion binding; metalloendopeptidase activity
Source: RefSeq, a predicted model, not a curated record